AUGAGCGCAGGCAAAGCAGGCAUCCCCCUCCUGCUCCCCCUGGCUCUGCUGCUGGCUGCCGCCUCCCAGCCCCCCGGGGGGGACGCCCCGAAGGAGCCGGGGGACGGGGACGGUCCCCGCUGCCCCAGCCCCUGUGCCUGCAGCCUGGACGAUUACAGCGAGGAGCUGAACGUCUUCUGCAGCAGCCGCAACCUGACACGGCUGCCCGAGGACCUGCCCCACAAUGCCAAAGCCCUGUGGCUGGACGGCAACAACUUCACGCUGCUGCCGGCCGCUGCCUUUAGGAAUUUAUCAGCCCUGGACUUCCUGGACCUGCAGAGCAGCCAGCUGGGCUCCGUGGAGCAGCACGCCUUCCACGGGCUGCGCAGCCUCUACCACCUGCACCUGGAACGCAACCGCCUCAAGCACCUGGCCCCGCACACCUUCCUGCACACCCAGAACCUCGUGUCCCUCAGCCUCAACAACAACCACUUCAGCAAGGUGGAGGAAGGGCUUUUCGCUGGGCUCUCCAACCUCUGGUACCUGAACCUAGGCUGGAACUCACUGGUGGUGCUGCCUGACAAGGUGUUCCAUGACCUGCCCAAUCUGAGGGAGCUGAUCCUGGCCGGGAACAAACUGCCUUACCUGCAGCACCAGCUCUUCUGCAGCCUCACCGAGCUGAAGGAGCUGGACCUGAGCGGGAACGCGCUCAAGGGCAUCAAGAUCAACAUCUUUGUCAAGCUGCAGAAGCUGCAGAAGCUGUACCUGAACCACAACCAGAUCAACGCCAUCGCACCGCGCGCCUUCAUGGGCAUGAAGUCCCUGCGCUGGCUGGACCUGUCCCACAACCGCCUGGUCUCGCUCUACGAGGACACCUUCCUGGGCCUCCUGAGCCUGCAUGUCCUGCGCUUGUCCACCAACUCCAUCACCAGCCUGAGGCCCAGGACCUUCAAGGACCUGCAGUUCCUGGAGGAGCUGCAGCUGGGGCACAACCGAAUCCGGAGCUUGGCGGAAAGGACCUUCGAGGGGCUGGGCCAGCUGGAGGUGCUCAGCCUCAACAACAACCAGCUGCAGGACAUCAGGGCCGGGGCCUUCUUGGGGCUGCACAACGUGGCAGUGAUGCACUUGUCUGCCAACUGCAUCAAGGUCCUGCCUGACUUUGUCUUCAAGGGGGUCACCAAGCUGCACAGCCUCCACCUGGAGCACAGCUGCAUGGGCAGGAUCCGAGCCGACACCUUCUCUGGGCUCUCCAGCCUGCGGCGCCUCUUCCUUCAGCACAACAGCAUCUCUGUCAUCGAGGACCAGAGCUUCAGCGAACUGCACGAGCUCCUGGAGCUCGACCUGAAGCACAACAGGCUGAGCCACCUCUCACCCCGGGUCUUCAUGGGUUUGAGCAACCUGGAGUACCUCUUCCUCUCCUCCAACCAGCUCCUGGAGAUCUCCCAGGACACCUUCAGCCCGCUCCAUAGACUCUUCUGGCUCGACCUCUCCCACAACCAGCUGGAAACGCUGGACAACAUCAUCAUCUCCCCCCUGGCCAACCUGCGGUACCUCAGCCUGAGGAAUAACUCCCUGGAGACCUUCUCGGUGGCAUUCCUGUGCCCCCCCUUUGCCCUGGAGCAGCUGUGGCUGGGGGGCAACAACUGGCACUGCAACUGCUCCCUGAAGGGCCUGAGGGACUUCUCCCUGCAGCACCCCAGAGUGCUGCCGCGCUUUGUGCAGUCGGUGGCCGAGGGGGACGAUGCCCACGUCCCCAUCUAUACCUACAACAACCUCACCUGCCUGCACCCUCCGGGCCUGGCGGGGCUGGACCUCCGUGACACUGCCGAGGAGAGCUUUGCUCACUGCUGA
This is a messenger RNA of Cinclus cinclus, 1830 nucleotides long. It is a transcript of the gene IGFALS, whose product is annotated as insulin like growth factor binding protein acid labile subunit. Bases 1 to 1830 code for a protein of 609 amino acids. The record is from RefSeq and is a predicted model, not a curated record. Gene Ontology annotation, cellular component: extracellular matrix. NCBI's taxonomy places the organism in Eukaryota, Metazoa, Chordata, Aves, Passeriformes, Cinclidae. The transcript is spliced from 2 exons. Gene Ontology annotation, molecular function: protein binding.